This is a messenger RNA of Condylura cristata (star-nosed mole), 4068 nucleotides long. It is a transcript of the gene ATP2A1, whose product is annotated as ATPase, Ca++ transporting, cardiac muscle, fast twitch 1. The transcript is spliced from 23 exons. NCBI's taxonomy places the organism in Eukaryota, Metazoa, Chordata, Mammalia, Eulipotyphla, Talpidae. The coding region runs from base 765 to 3749 and encodes 994 amino acids. Gene Ontology annotation, biological process: intracellular calcium ion homeostasis; calcium ion transmembrane transport. Gene Ontology annotation, cellular component: membrane. Gene Ontology annotation, molecular function: P-type calcium transporter activity; ATP binding; ATP hydrolysis activity. The record is from RefSeq and is a predicted model, not a curated record.
CUGUGGCAACCCCUCCCAAGGGUAGAGUUACCAUCUUCUGCCCUGUCCCUUUGACCCUCUCUCUCCCUACUUCCCCUUGUCCCUGUAGAGCCACUUCCUCUGGCCCUCAAGGAUGUUCUCCCCCUCUUUGAGCCCCUAAAAGUUGGAGUAUCUCUGCUACCUUUUCUGUAAAAUAGGUGAGGAGGAUGGAGAACUGUGGCAAUAGAAACGGGGUCAGGUUGGGUGAACUGGGAAGAGGUGCCAGGGGAGUGAACGUGGAAGGUCUGAGAGGAGUCAACUCAGGAAAGAACAGCCUAGGAAAGUCAGUAACAAGGAAGUCGAGGCAGUUGGGGGAGGAGUCACAGCCAAGACCAAAAGCAGCAUCUCCCUCCCUGCCCCCCUUUCCUGGGGCUGCAGCCACCUUAGCUUCCCUCGUGAGUGACAUCUCAGGCUGCAGCCCCACUGUUCCCCCUCUGUCAGCAGAAAUAUCUCUCUCCUGACCCCUCCUGCUAGAGUCUCAGCCAGCCAAUCCCUGACCUGGGGGAGGGGGGAGCCUGGCCUCCCCUACUCCCUCAUAAGGACCUGCUGGGGGUUAGGGGGGUGGCCGGCUGCUGCAAGUGGGACGGGGGUCAGAGCUCGUGGAGGGAAGACAAACCUGGGGGGCUAGGAGAGAAAAGGAAGAAACACAGACAAACAGGCAGGUGGACACACUGAGGAAGGCCCCCCACGUGUGAGAACCCCCUAGAAGGAACACACCGCCCCCUGGCCCCCGGGAAGGGAGCACCAUGGAGGCCGCACACUCCAAGACCACAGAGGAAUGUUUGGCCCAUUUUGGGGUGAGCGAGACUACAGGCCUCACCCCGGACCAAGUUAAGCGGCAUCUGGAGAAAUACGGCCCCAAUGAGCUCCCGGCUGAGGAAGGCAAGUCCCUGUGGGAGUUGGUGGUAGAGCAGUUUGAAGACCUCCUGGUGCGGAUCCUUCUCUUGGCCGCCUGCAUUUCCUUUGUGCUGGCCUGGUUUGAGGAAGGUGAAGAGACCAUCACUGCCUUUGUUGAACCCUUUGUCAUCCUGUUGAUCCUAAUUGCCAACGCCAUCGUGGGAGUUUGGCAGGAACGUAAUGCAGAGAACGCCAUUGAGGCUUUGAAGGAGUAUGAACCAGAGAUGGGGAAGGUCUACCGCGCUGACCGCAAGUCAGUGCAGAGGAUCAAGGCUCGGGACAUUGUCCCUGGGGACAUCGUGGAGGUGGCUGUGGGGGACAAAGUCCCUGCAGAUAUCCGAAUCCUUUCUAUCAAGUCCACCACCCUCCGGGUUGACCAGUCCAUCCUGACAGGCGAGUCUGUAUCUGUUAUCAAGCACACUGACCCUGUUCCUGACCCCCGAGCUGUCAACCAGGACAAGAAGAACAUGCUCUUCUCGGGCACCAACAUCGCAGCCGGCAAGGCCGUGGGCAUUGUUGCCACCACUGGCGUGAGCACUGAGAUUGGAAAGAUCCGUGACCAGAUGGCCGCCACAGAGCAAGACAAGACCCCUCUGCAGCAAAAGCUGGAUGAGUUUGGGGAGCAGCUUUCCAAGGUCAUCUCCCUCAUCUGCGUGGCCGUCUGGCUCAUCAACAUUGGCCACUUCAAUGAUCCCGUCCAUGGGGGCUCCUGGUUCCGAGGUGCCAUCUACUAUUUUAAGAUUGCCGUGGCCCUGGCUGUUGCUGCCAUCCCAGAAGGCCUUCCUGCUGUCAUUACCACCUGCCUGGCCUUGGGCACACGCCGCAUGGCCAAGAAAAAUGCGAUUGUGAGGAGUCUGCCCUCUGUGGAGACCCUGGGCUGCACCUCUGUCAUCUGCUCUGACAAGACAGGCACCCUCACCACCAACCAGAUGUCUGUCUGCAAGAUGUUUAUCAUCGACCGGGUGGACGGCGAUUCCUGUGUCCUGAACGAGUUCUCUAUCACUGGUUCCACUUACGCCCCAGAAGGAGAGGUCUUGAAGAAUGAUAAGCCAGUCCGGGCAGGGCAGUACGAUGGGCUGGUGGAGCUGGCUACCAUCUGUGCCCUCUGCAAUGACUCCUCCUUGGACUUCAACGAGGCCAAGGGUGUCUAUGAGAAGGUGGGUGAGGCCACCGAAACCGCACUCACCACGCUGGUGGAGAAGAUGAACGUAUUCAACACUGACGUGAGAAGCCUCUCGAAGGUGGAGAGGGCCAAUGCCUGCAACUCGGUGAUCCGCCAGCUAAUGAAGAAGGAGUUCACUCUGGAGUUCUCCCGUGACAGGAAGUCCAUGUCUGUCUACUGCUCUCCGGCCAAAUCCUCCCGGGCUGCUGUGGGCAACAAAAUGUUUGUCAAGGGUGCCCCUGAGGGCGUCAUCGACCGCUGUAACUACGUGCGAGUGGGUACCACCAGGGUGCCCAUGACAGGGCCAGCGAAGGAGAAGAUCCUGUCUGUGAUCAAGGAGUGGGGCACUGGCCGGGACACCCUGCGCUGCCUGGCCCUGGCCACCCGAGACACCCCUCCCAAGCGAGAGGAGCUGAUCCUGGAUGACUCUGCCAGGUUCAUGGAGUACGAGGCCGACCUGACCUUCGUUGGUGUGGUGGGCAUGCUGGACCCACCCCGCAAGGAGGUCACGGGCUCCAUUCAGCUGUGCCGUGAUGCCGGCAUCAGAGUGAUCAUGAUCACCGGGGACAACAAGGGCACAGCCAUCGCCAUCUGCCGGCGAAUUGGCAUCUUUGGCGAGAACGAGGAGGUGACAGACCGAGCCUACACUGGCCGGGAGUUUGAUGACCUGCCCCUGGCCGAGCAGCGGGACGCCUGCCGUCGCGCCUGCUGCUUUGCCCGUGUCGAGCCCUCCCAUAAGUCCAAGAUCGUGGAGUAUCUGCAGUCCUUCGAUGAGAUCACAGCUAUGACAGGCGAUGGUGUCAACGAUGCCCCUGCCCUGAAGAAGGCCGAGAUUGGCAUUGCCAUGGGUUCUGGCACUGCCGUGGCCAAGACUGCCUCUGAGAUGGUGCUGGCCGACGACAACUUCUCCACCAUCGUGGCCGCCGUGGAGGAAGGCCGCGCCAUCUACAACAACAUGAAGCAGUUCAUCCGCUACCUCAUCUCCUCCAACGUGGGCGAGGUGGUCUGCAUCUUCCUGACGGCCGCCUUGGGGCUGCCCGAGGCCCUGAUCCCUGUGCAGCUGCUGUGGGUGAACUUGGUGACUGACGGGCUCCCGGCCACAGCCCUGGGUUUCAACCCACCAGACCUGGACAUCAUGGACCGGCCCCCCCGGAGUCCCAAGGAGCCCCUGAUCAGUGGCUGGCUCUUCUUCCGCUACUUGGCAAUUGGGGGCUAUGUGGGUGCAGCCACUGUGGGGGCCGCUGCCUGGUGGUUCCUGUAUGCGGAGGAUGGGCCUCAUGUCACCUACAGCCAGCUGACUCACUUCAUGCAGUGCAACGAGGAAAACUCCGACUUCGAGGGUCUGGACUGUGAGGUCUUCGAGGCCCCCGAGCCCAUGACUAUGGCUUUGUCCGUGCUGGUCACCAUCGAGAUGUGCAACGCCCUCAACAGCCUGUCUGAGAACCAGUCCCUCGUGCGGAUGCCCCCCUGGGUGAACAUCUGGCUGAUGGGCUCCAUCUGCCUUUCCAUGUCCCUCCAUUUCCUCAUCCUCUACGUCGACCCCCUGCCGAUGAUCUUCAAGCUCCGGGCCCUGGACGUAAGCCAGUGGCUCAUGGUCCUGAAGAUCUCCCUUCCCGUCAUCGGUCUGGAUGAACUCCUCAAGUUCGUUGCCAGGAACUAUCUGGAGGGAUAACCCGUUUCCCCUCUUCCGUCUCUUUGACCGUGUCACAGAUCCCGAAGAUGAAAGAAGGAAGUAACCAGCCCUUCGCCCCUCCCCCGCCCCCAUAGUGAUGCAUCUUCAGCCAGAGCUGUGGCACAACCCCAUGUUCCCUUGACUCCCCCCAAUUUUUCUGUUUAUAGACACAAUGUCCCCUUCCCUUCUUCCCCUCUUCCUUUCCUUUUGCCCUUGUAAACUACCCCCACCCCCAACCCCAUGGGGCUUGCAGGGACAAGGCGACCGAUUGAGCUGAGCUGCUUAUUUAUUGAAAAUAAAUGACAGAAAAGUCUGGCCU